AUGAAUAAUCCCUGGAGUAUCGAAGAUGACAUACGUUUGUUUCGAUGGAUUACGGACUUCAAACCGGCUGGAGUGCAUAAGCAUUUCCAUAUGAUCAGCAUUUUGGGAAGAAUGAACCGACCAGAUCAAUUCCCCGUUGUACUUCUUUUUGACAAGCUUAAAAGCGAUGGGAAGAGCCAAUUCGUGGCCGACGAAGUAUGGGCUAAACUUGAUCAACAUUACGACUUGGCCAAAGUGGACGAACGAGAAAACAUGCUACUGAACGCAGAUGAAAAUGGAGAGCCUCACGACGAGGAUAAUAAAGAAGACGACGACCAAGACCACGAAAAAGCAGAUUUUCACCACAAAUCGCGGUUUCAAGCUCUGCGACGAGCUUUCCAAAAACCACGAGAAUUCACUCUACCCUGGGAUGAAUAUGGAGAAUUGAUUUUGGGAAAUGCGAAAAGCUCAAUGGAGGAAUACCAAGAAGAUGAGGAAAAGGGUUCUGAACAGGAAGAUGCAGAUCAGGAGCCCUCUAGCAAGAUCCAUGCGGAAACUGUCCAAAAAGAAAGGUCUCCUAGGCGGGUGACAAGGUCUAACGCGACCCAGAGACAACCAGGACGAGUGACCAGGUCCCAGGGACCUGCUCCAGCAUCGAAAAGUGACGAAGAAAAAGAGGGAGGAAAAUCCGAUGAAGGUGGCGGAUCUGAAUCUGAAUCUGAGCAUGAUCGUGACGGCACAAGCAGUCCACAAGACGAAAGCAGAUUGCCUAGUAGUGAUAAAGAAGACCAGCAAGAUGCCGAAAAGACUGAAAAUCUGGAUUCUGUGGCGCAGGAUAAGACAAGCUCUUCGCCGCUUGUAGCAGAGCAUGGGACAUCACUACCUGAGGGGUCCCCUCCUUCAAAAAGGACCAGAACAACUCGAAGCCAUCCUUCAGACUCGAUUCCGGAAACAACCGAUAUAGGCAAAGAUUCUGUAUCAAUGGCCCCAUCUGCUCCGCCACAGCCUCAGCCCCAAACGCAACAUGCCGUGAGAACGAGCUCGCGUGUGGCUAAUCGUCGCAGAAGUCGUAAAUAA
Molecule: messenger RNA, 1056 nt
Organism: Lachancea sp. 'fantastica'
Lineage: Eukaryota; Fungi; Ascomycota; Saccharomycetes; Saccharomycetales; Saccharomycetaceae
Source: the annotation of a GenBank genome assembly